GGGGCUGCGGCGGCUCUGCGCUGCGGAGCGGGGCCGCGGGAGGAGCGGCGGCGGCAGCUGCAGGUGAGUGCGCGCUGGGGCCGUUCCCUUCCGCUGCGGCCGGGGAGCUCACGGAGAGCCGCCGGCUGCCCCGCGGCACUGGCCGGCGGCGCGGCCCGUGUCCGCAGCCGGCCGAGCCCGGGGGAGGGCAGCGGGGCCCUUCUGCUGCGGCUCCGGCUCCGGCUGCGCCGGGGCCGCCGGCAGCCCCGUGGGGUUUGCGGCACCGGGGGGACGGAGGUGGGAAGCGGGGCCAUGCCGCCUCACUUCCGUCUCCCCGCUGCCUCCUCGGCCCAGCGGAGCAGGUGGUGCUGGCCGUGGUCUGCCCCGAAAUAAGUUGGGAGCAGUUUCCAGAGCAACUGCAGCUAUUUCGGUUGAUCUUUCAGCUUGAAGGGGCCGGCUCGGGAAGGCUCUAAUCCCAUUAUUUUGGGGCUGUGGAGUGAAAUAAGCGCUCGGCGAGGUCAGCCUGGCAGCGCAGGGAGGCGGGGAGGCCGCGGUCUGCUGUUGGGGCCGUGGAAACCGGAGUCUGGGAUGGAGCCGGGGACCUGCGCUCGUAGUGGCAGCGUGUGCCGAGCAGCCGGAGCUUGGGGACGGGAGCGUCGGGGUGUGCGUGCUGUCCCCGGCCCCUGUGCCGCCGGCACAACGUGCCAAAAGCCCGCUCCGAGGAGCGGCAUUGCAGAGGAACGGCGUCGGGUAAAGCAGCCGCUGUGGCUUCGAGGUCUCAGCUGUGCACGUUUGGGGCGUCGGUGCAUCCACCGGGAGAAGCGGUGCGCGCGUCUCCCUCUCCUCUAAGGGAAGGAAAGGCAGAGAUGGCUCCAGAUCCCCCGGCAGGGCGUGGAGAGGGGUUGCAUUCCUCAGGCACGGGCUAGAUAAGCGCUGGGCUCCUUGCUGCAUACUUCUGAUGCCUUCUGUGAACUCCAGUGGCACUCAGCAGGUUGUUUUGUAACUUCACUUGGAGCGUGCUGCAGGACGGCAAACCAACUCUGCCCUGUCACGACGCUUUGCAUUGAAUGCUAAAAGCCCCGAAGGGAGCUCGGGGAUGGCACAGCUGGAGCAGAGCAGGUGCAUCACGAUGGCAUCGUUUGUUGGGAUUUCUCAGGGAUGGGACCCGUGUCCGAAUCACCGAAUGGCUUUGCAGAAGGGCUGCGAAGAGGAGGGAGGGAGCUUUGGCUGCCGCUCGCUCUGAGCCAGCUCAGGCUCCAGGGGAUGCUCAGGCAGGCUCAGUGGGCAGGCAGCCGGCCCUGCAAACGCAGAGCAGCAGUGUUAAAGGCACCCUUCAGCUCUCCCUCUACAAGCGUAGCACUGCAGGGUCAUGCUCCUCGUAUGACAAAAACUGCAGCUUUUUUUUUUUUUUUUCUUAACACGGGGAAAGCUUGCUUGCCUUUUAUCAGGAGAGGCUGAGUGCAAAGCAUCCCCAAGCGCUUCUCGCCCUGCUUAUCUGGUGGUGCUGAAGAGAGGGCUGCCGGCUCCUUGCGGUGCAGGGAAGCUCAUCCCACUGGUGCUGGCUGGAAUGCCAGGAAUCCCCCCACCUCCCUGGCACCCUUAUCUGCUGGGAGAGCCCCAGCAUUGCGCCCAACCCCUUUGGUAGAUCUCCCUGCUGCUACCCUGCGCCCCUGAAAUAGGUGACGUGGUAAGUGAGAAGUUCUCACCGGCGUACAUCUGCUUAAAGCCUUCUUGCAACUUUCACAUAAAAGCAUCCUGGGGAGUGCUCAGGGCUGAGUCAGAGGAGUAUCUUCCCCCCCAAAGUGAGGAUGAAGGGCUUGGACAGAGCAGGCUGUGCUCGAAAACCCACGUCUCCCGGCCAGGGGGUUCGAAUCCAAUUUUCAUCAUUAUUUCUGCUCUUUGUGAAGAGAAGCGAGUUACAGCUAUGCUUGGUUGCUUUGGAUACCUGCAGGCCCAAGUGAACGUGCUGGGGAAUUUGCCAGCCUUGCCCAAGCCUUUUGGCAGCAGGUUGGGGCUAGUGAAAGAGGCUGGAGUGAAUCAUCUGAGGGUGCUUCGUUUGCUGCUCUUUGAGAGGUAGCUUGACCAAAAGAGGUAGUGGGUAAUUACUGAAGGUACCAGGGUUACUGCUUGCAGGAGCUUCUGUGCCAAAGUGUUUUGGGGGCUGGGUGUAGAACAUGCAGGUAGAAUGUGCCUUUGACCCGUUUAGUGGAGAUUGGUGUUGUGGUUGCCUUCACCCUUGUACUGUGCUGCAGAGAAAUGCUGCCAGAACAUCUGCCAGAGACCCUGCUAGCUCACUUCAUCCAGGCUUUCAUUCUGUCACCCUGCCCUUUUCCUCCUCUCUGCUGUGGGAGGUGACCCAAGUGUCCUGCUGUCCACCUGCACGUAGGGGUAAUGAUGCUUUGGGACCGCAUCCAGGCUUAGGUUGUAUGCAUGGCGAGAGUCACGGAAUCGUAGUAUCAUUAAGGUUGGAAAAGACCUUCAAGAUCGCCAAGUCCAACCACCAACCCACCCCCACCGUGCCCACCAGCCAUGUCCCUCAGUGCCACGUCAGCAUGCAGGGUAAGCCAGAAGGAAUCCCUCUUGAGGAUGGGUUGUUCUGCGCCUAGGUUUAAAGGUGUGAGGGAUGCCUUCAGUAUUAGCUCUUUGCGUGGUGUUUUUUUUUUUAAGAGCAUCUUUUUAAGGGAUGUUCCUCUAUCUGUUCUGACUUGUUUAUGCCCUUGUAAACCUGAGCAGUCAAAUUAAGUCAUAAGUGUGUCUACAUGCAGGGUUUUAAAGAAAACCCUAUUAUUGUAGAUGACUGCUAACAAUUUCGUGUCCUUCCAUUUUUCGGGUGCCAAGCUCAUGAGCUUCUAAAAGCAGCUGAUUAUCUUGCUUGUUGUUGGUUGGAGUCAGCACUUUCUUGAGGGCUGGGGUGCUUCCAGCUGCCCCGGGCUAGUCAUCUAGAAUAACUUGUUGCUUCAAAAAAAAAAAAAACCUCUUACCUGAAGACAUGGGUGGGUCAGCCCUGAGCUGGAAAUGCUGGAGCAGGCAAAUGCUGCCUGAAUCUGGGAUGGUUUCCUCUGCUGCUGCUUACCUGCGCUGAAGCAUAGAACCUGCCGGAGCUCUUGAUGUUAAGAGCCUCAUCUCCAAACCUUCCCAUGGGCCAAAGGUGCCUUCUGUGCCUGGAAGGGCUGAGGACAGGAAGGGCUCUGGGAGCGGUUCGCAAGUUGGAGCGGGUCAGGUGUCUUUGGUGCCUUGGCACUCAUAAUAGCACCUCAGGAUCAGAUUCCCCUAUCGCGUAGCUACCUGGCUGAUGGGUGGAGGAAGGCCCUGGAAGAGCAUUUAUAGGGUUGUUGGUGGCUUCAAAGGUUCCUGCCAGGAAUCGCUUCCCCAGCAGGUGAGAGCAUGCGUUGGGGAGCUCAUCGCUGCCUCUGGAUGCUUGCCCAAGGCUUCUGGUGCUGUGCAGGAGCUGGAUGAACACCAGAGGUAUUUCUAAAUAGGAAUAAAGACGAGGUGGUUUUGGAGGCUUUGUGGUUGCUGGUUUUGCUUGUUGGGUUUUUUUUUUUUUUUUUUUUUUCCCCAGGUUCUGCCAACAUUUGGAGAUGGCAGCACUCUUUUCUGUGAAGAGCCCAAUAUGUUUGUGGUGUGAAGGCUGGGAUGGACAAGGAGGUGACCUUGUACCUCUGGGUUCAUUCCCAAGGGAAUGGCAUGGAGCUGCAUCGAGGGGGGUCAGGCUGAGUGUUAGGAAAAGGUUCUUCCCCAGAGGGUGGCAGGCAUGGAUCCAAGCUGACAGAGUUCAUGGAGUGUUUGGACAAUGCUCUCAGACAUAGGGUUGGGAUUUUGGGUGGUCCUGUGUGGAGCUGGGGGUUGGACUCCAUGAUCCUUGUGGGUCCCUUCCAACUCGGGCUGUUAUGUGAUUCUAUGAGACCUGCAGAAAACUGGGCUCAGUCAGUUCCACCCAGCAGCAAAGUUUUCUCCUGGAACACACAGUUCAGUCCUCGGUGUUUAGGUUUUUAAUGACCUGAGAGCAUACAGAAGUGAGGGUAAAACAUUCAAAAGGCUCAGCUUCCAGCAGCAGCCUGAGUAGAGCCUGUACUGCAUGCAGCAAGAACAUCCAAACGCUUCUGAAAACCCAACAUUUUUGUUGCAGCUCGCUAUUCGGGACAUUAAAAUAGGCCCAGCAAGCUUAAUCCUCCCUGCUUCCAUUUGACUUUACAACACCGUCUUGUUGAAAGAGAGCGAUCUGUACCCCCUGAUGGAUGGCUCCCUGCUCCAUGCCCAGGCCCUUGCCAACAUUUAUUUUUGCAGAGCUGUUAACCAAAAUGCAAGUGUAGUUUUGUGGAUGGCCCCCUGCGUUUUUGUGCCAGAUAAGGGAUGGAGUUGCCUGUGAAGAUGCGCCUCUAUUUCAGUGCUCUGAAGAGCUUGUUAUCUCCGGGUGGGUUCAGGUUGGGACUGAUGGCACCUUUGUCUAAUUAAUCACAUGUUGAGGUGCUGUGAAAGCAGGCUGCUAAAAUACACAAGUGUCUUAUCAAAGGUUUCAACCUGGAUUAAUUCUGGGCCUUUUGUUUGUUUGACUCGGUGUCUGUGAGGGAGGGAGAAAGGAAGGAGUAAUUUCAGCUCUCUACAAAUGGUCAUUGAAGGCCUUUUUAAUCCUGUGAAGUUAUAAAUAAACAUCCAUGGCAGCGUGCACCUGCAUAUUCAUUAGAGCAUCCUCAGCGCUCCCUCCCAGGGCCCUGCAGUGCGUCCUUGGCGUGCGGCUGUGCUCCAAAGAGGGCAGGAAACUGUGAGUUACUCUGGAAAUGGAAAAUAAUCUGGAAGGUUAUCUAUGGUUUUUCAUUUGGCAGUUUAAUUGCCUUUUCCCCUGUAAAGGGAGUUGGAGUGACAAGAGGAUCGCUGCUGGCAGCUCUUCUGUUGGAGCCUGGGAAGCGGGCUGGGGAGGGAGAAGAGAGCAAUAUUUCGGGGUCAUCUGGCUGCUUUGUGUGCCUGUUGGGCUAUGUGACCAGCCUGAACUUUGCUAUAACUCUAUGGAAAUGAAAUUCUCCAUUUCUUUGGGGUGAGAUACAGAGAGCCGCAGGGCAGUCUGUGAGUGCUGUCCUUGCAGCUGUUCCAGCUGCAUCUCCUCCUCAUCUCUGCGCGGGACCACGGCCACGUUUUUAGAGGAAAAACCAAAGCUGUAACUCCAGGAGUUUGGUGAUGCUGCUCUCAGAAUCUCAGGUUUCUCUGACAAAACAGCAAGUGCCCUUGAUGGAUGUCUCCGCCAUGGCUGCCUCUCCCUAAUGCUGUCCAGACAUGCUGUCGGCGUGCUUGCUCGGUUAUCUCCUUUCUCUCUUCACUUUGCACACGUGGACACUUCAAACAACAUAGGACACCGGGUCACAGGAUGGAUGCACCACCCACACAGAGAAGUAAUCCAUUUUAGUGGAGUUAAUAAGGCAAAAUGUUUGGAGUAGACAGUAGAAGAAGUGGUCUAUCGCCCAUCAGAGCUCUGUUGCCUAAUAAGGCCUUUUAAAUCAUACAGCUAUUUCCAGAAAGCAGCAGAAGUAGUCUAAAGGGAGCAGUAAUAAUAUCCCCUUAACAGUUUUUAUAGGGACUGAUCCCCACGUCCCCCAGGUCAGCCCAUGGCAAGCAGAUAGUUGAGGUAUUUCUGAGUAUUUCCAAGGCCAAAGCAGGCUCCUGUGUCUCCAGAUUCUCAGCAUUCCUCCUGCAUCCCAUCUCAUGAUAAAUAGAAGCUGUUUUCUAUCCUCAAGAAUGGUCUGCAUGUAAUAACAGGGGAAUAUUCAUGAGUUACAUCAUGCUCCUCGUCUCACCUGCUGUGGGAAGCAAGCAUGAUGGAGGUGCUGAAGUUCCUGGCAGGUGCACGCUGCAGUUGUGUUGUCUGAUAGCCCUCAGGGCCUGGUGUGCACCAGCUGUGCUGAGUGCUCCCCAGAAUGCUGCUCCUGAGGAAGAAGGGAGGUUCAGGUUGGAUAUUAGGAAGAAUUUCUUCUCAGAAAGCGGUGGGCAUUGGGACAGGAUGCCCAGGAGCGGUAGAAUCACCAUCCCUGAAGGUGCUUAAGAAAAGGCUGAUGGGACGUGCUUUAGUGGGCAAUAUUGGUGGGAGGUGGACAGUUGGAUGGGCAGCAUCUGCAGGACGAGCAUUGCUCGUGACAGCUGGAAAGCAUGCACCAGAAUUUUAUAUGAAAAGUCAAAGCUUUGGGGGGAGUUCAGCCCUGAGAAGUGUUGAGGUCUGGUCAUCCGGGCUGAUCCGGGCUGGCCAGAAGGUGCCAGACCCAUCCUGCGCUGGGAGGUGAACACCUAAGUGCUUUCCCAGCCUCUCCUCUGAAGGGCUGAGCAUCUUGGCAGGCUCACUGCACAGCUAAAGAUGAGCGUGGAAGUACAAAAUCUGUCUUAUGUGUAAGAGCCUUUCCUCUCUCCUCUAAUCUAGAUGCUGAUGCUAAUUUUUCUUGACUCCCUUGGGGAAAAAAACUGCCAUGGAUUCACUCUUGUCUGCUUUCAUGUAGUUGCUCUUCACUCGUGUGUCUGAGGUUGAUCAUAAUGAUUACAGCAAUAGCAGGUGCUGCUCAUGUUUCCCUCGGAAACCUUAAUCUUUAUGGCUGACUUUAAUAGCCAGCCUUGCUCUCCUCCCCCUGAAUAGCUACUAUUAGUGCUGGUGAGGAGAAAUACGGUGCAUUAAGGACAGUCCUUCUUCUAGGCUGUGUGCACACACACUCAUCCAUUGCACAUCCAUCUGGCCAGCUUUCAGGGUUUGCAGCAAUUGUGUUGUUUUUUUUUUUUCUCUGUUUGUUUGUCUUUUUAAGUUUUAAUUUAUGAGUUUUCAGUUGGUGCCAUGGUCUGUGCUUUGCUCAUCGGUGGGGCUCGGGGGAGGUAUGUGACCUGCCUGCAGUCUUAUCAUUGCCCAUGAUUACUGACGUUGCAACACCGCUCUGCUGGCAUCGGGGCAGGAUAUGGUUAGCCAUUAAUUGCUCUGCAACUCUAGGAUGGGACACUGUGAGACCCAGCCCGGGUGCCCCCUCCAGGAGGUGUCACCUCCUGCUUCGGUGAACUUCAUAAGAGGUGGCUGCUUGGAUGCUGAUCUUGGCUUGUUGCUUUCUUCCCCCCCCCUCUAGAAAUUCCCAAGCUGCUCUUGGAUGCUGUUUGCAAAGCAUUUGAGUGGGUUUCAAAGCUUGAAGGCUACAAAGGUGGAGCUGGGACGGGGUGAGGCUCCUUCUGCAGUUUUGGGCACAUCGCCAGCCUGCCAGGGCUUGAGCCUCCCUCACUCAAAUCACUACCCAAGUAUGUGACCCUGGGGACGUUUCCCCAUCAUGAGCAGCCCCUGGCCUUGAGGGUAUGCCCCAGGUUUGCUGGCGUGGGCUUGCAGCUCCAUGUAAUUUGCAGGGGGAAAGUGGAGCAGAGCAUCUCUUUUGUUCCUAAUGGAAGGUUGCUUGCAUGGGGCAGGCAGGAUGUUGCUUGUGGCUUUCCAUAAGUGUGCCUUCUGUAAGAUCCUAGGGCUGGCACAGGUCUGGUUUGGGUUUCCAGAGCACUUGUGUGGUGCUGGGUCUGUGGCUUUGGUCUCAAGUGAUGUUUUGGCUCUUGAAUGCUACAAGUGCCAAAUGAUUGGGUCUUCCCAGUUAUGACUCUUCAAGCUCCUUUGCAUGCAAAAAGCUCUGGAAACGUGACCAUAACUUGUACAGAAGCUGAGUGCUGGUUCUGUUUUUCACACAGCAAAAGCCACCUGCUAUGGGAGCACAACAGAGCUGGGCUGUGGCUGGGGUUUUUCCUGGAGCAGUGUGGGUGCUUUGCGUAACGCGUUGCUUGCAGCUUUGGUACACGGGGGACACUGUGGCUGCAAAAUGACAAAGGAAGGACAGAAGGGGAGCUGCCUUUGGGCUGCCAUCAUCAGUGACACAGCAUAUGCUCUGGUAGGACCUGUUUGUCCCUCCUUGAGCUCCUGUGACCUCCAUGAGCAGCUCAUGGAGUCACAGAGCUAGGGCAGGGCUUUGCUUUAUGCUCUCUGUGGCAGUAGGAGUGUUACCAGGGUCUGCUGCAGUGCCUUUUCCUUCUAUUUGUCUUUCUCCAGCGCUGCUCACUUCUGCCUUCGUGCAGGUUGCUUUUGUUCAAAGCACUGCCCUAUUCCUGGGGCUGGCCCAGACCAGACAUCUUGUUUGGGGCCCUGGCUGAUGUUGUCCCCCCCCACAUGGGACGUGCUGACCAGACAAAGAACUGCAGUUAGCACUGAACCACGUCCACCACCGUGACUCUAUCACUUGGCCUGUGAUAGAUGUGGCAAGGAAGGCCCAGAAGAGCUGUGCCAUUCCUGCAACACCAUACAGAGAAUUGAUGAUGCUCCUCAAAAAGAAGGACCCGAGGCAGGAGAAAGCUGUCAGUGGCCUGAAGGGGAGCCCAGGCCACAACCCUUCCCCGCUCUUCAAGUUUGGGCUGCAGGAUGGGCACCAUCAUGAGGCUUUGGUCCUGUAGACCUUCUUCUGCUCUGGUUUGUGAGCCACUGUGCUUUCCCUGGUGCUGGUCCUUUCUGCACCUUUGUAAUAGGAGGCUUCAGUUCUUCAGGAGGGUUUUAGCAAGUGGUGGCGGUGCUCAAGCAGGCAUUUCUGUCCCAGCAGCUCGCAGCGGAUUUGCACAUGGGCAAGGAUGAUCUCUUCCCUGGUGUUCAGGUGCUGGGCUGGUACGUUGGGCAGGGAGGGACCUGGGAAGUGUUACAUAGCUACUGGAUGUGUCACUGCAGCAGCUGAUCACGGUUGGUGAGUCACUGCCAGCACUCAGACAUGCAGGAUGGCAGCACGUGGCUGCUCCUGUCGCCACUUGCUGUUUACUUGUGUGGUUUUGUUUUUUUUCCCUUCUUCUUCUCCUGCUGCUUGAAUAGUUUCCCGUGGUGUGGGAUCACACGUGUGGGUUGCUUCCUACGUGCCUGCCUUUCCCAGCUCUGCACGUUUCCUCCCAUCUCAGUCUCCUGGGGCUGGGCUUUGUCCUCAGCCAUGGUCACCCCACAACCACCUGGCCACAGCAGGGUGUCCUGCCCCAUCCACAGCACAGCACCUGUGUCUCUGAAACAUCCCAGUCCCCUGGAAGCUCCCAGCAGUGGUGCAGGAUGCCAGCAUUGCUGGCUUAUCCUCGUUUUCUCCCUUUCUCCUGGCCAGUCCCAAUUCCCUGUUCACCCCAGAGUGCUGAGGACAUCCCUGCCUGUCUGCCGACCCUUUGUGGGGGGUUGUUUUGAGGCCCAGCCUGUCCGCAGGAGCAUCCCACCCUGCAUGCAUCCUGCGAUGCUCGGCAGGUGAAACUGCCAACCAGGCGAAACCCUGCCAGCCUUGUGGGCAGGAGCUGGGCACGGGGCUGCUGUUGGGGUUAACAAGGGAAGAGAAGCCCAGGAGGAUUUCAUCCAUGUUUAUCAAGCACAGCAGCCUUAAUUACAGGCUGAAAACUACUUGUGCGUGUUUGAAUUUAGAUCCACAGGCACUCCUGUGGUGCAGGCACAGAUUUCAAAGCCUGGCUGUGCACUCGCCCUGGCACAACUUGCUAGCAGGGCUUCUCCCUACUGCUGGUGCUUCAGCAAUCCGGUCAGUAAAGCAAACAGAAAACUUGACCCCCAAACAGAAGCUCUGAAUGCAGCAACAAGCAUGUUUGCUAGCAAAGGUGAUGUUUUCCAUGCUCUUUUUAGCAAUGCCUGUGUGGGGUCCAGGUCUUGAUGGCACAGGGUAGCGUGCCCUUAGAUGCUCCGUGCUGGAUCCUCUCCUGAUCCUUCCCUUCUCACCAGUGUGAGGAGCUGUGGCUGUCCCCAGGAACCUGGUAGAACAGAGGCAGUGCUUGUGAAAUCUGCCCAAUUCCAUCCAGUGCCGAGAUGUGUUCAGCUCACGUCACAAAAUACCUCGAUUAGCAGGAGGGCCAAUUGCUUUCUCUUUUAAUUAAGGUAAUCCAAUUGGACAAGGCGUUGUCCAGUUGUGCCAGGUGAGGUUCAGCUUGGAUAUUAGGGAAAAUAACUUAUCUGAAAGAGCGGUGAUGCAGUGGCACAGCUGCCCGGGGAGGUAGUUGAGUCACCAUCCCUGGAGGUGUUCAGGAGGUGUGGAGAUGUGGCACUGAGGAAAGUGGUCAGUGGGCAGGGUUGGGAUGGGCUUGGGGUUGGACUUGGUGAUCUGGGAGGUCUUUUCCAACCUUAAUGAUUCUCUGAUAAUCUGAAGUUGGCCUCAAAGCCCAAGCUUUAAAAGCAGCCUCGAUCCACGUGAGGGUGAAGCCUUGUUCAAAUCUAGACUGAACGUUUUCUGAGCCUGGUUUUUUCCAACUUAGCCUGAGAUGCAGCGAAAAAUAAAGCUGUAAGAUCUGGGAGUGUUAAUUUAUUUAAUUUUUUUUUUUUUUUCAUGUCAGCAUUUGAAAUUCCAACUCCCAGUUAGGAAAUUUGUUGAAGAAGUUGUAUGAAUCAUCCAUACCAUCAAUUUAGGACCAAGCACAUGGGGAGGGAGCAGAGAAAAUUAGUCACUUUGUUAAUCUGCUUCCAAUAAAAGUUAUUUAGAAAUCCAUAGAGGGGGUGGGGGGGGGAAUAAAUAAAAAUGAGAGCAGCUUUAGGGAGUGCUGUCACGCAUCCCUGUGCUGGCACCACAGCCACCCGCUCGCUUCUCUGCACUGUUUUGGGGCAUUUCCCCGCUCCUCGGUUUGUGGUCAAAGGGACUAUCAGAAAAGCUGUACCCCACCUUCAGAUUUAGAGGGUGGGAAGCUGUCGGGCCAUGCUGGGCCAUGGAAGCUUUUAGAGCAGCCAGGAUAAUGCUGCCGUGGAAGAGCAGAUAAUGUCGGGUGAGUCCUACCUCUGUGAAAACAAACCCUUCUGCCUCUGGGUUCUUUCCAAGUCUGGAGAGAGCUUUCAGGAGGAGCAGAGGUCGAGGGGCUGGUUCAGGCUGCAGGACGUUGGGAAGCUCAUUAAUAGGGCUUGGAGAAGCAGGGAAGGAUGCGGAGCUAACAAGGGGUGAGCGUGGUCAGGGAGAGCUGAGGAAUUGCUGUCCUGGAUCCAAGGACGAGCUUUGCAUUCUUCUUAGCUAUAACCCGCUCUCUGAAUUACCGCUGUGGGAAGUCCAAAGGGUCGCUUUCCCACCACCUUGGUCAGGUUGAAGCCGAAACUCCUCCGCAAGAGGCAGAAGGCCGCGUCACGCCACUCCCUGCUUUUCGGUGCUGUGGGCCAAAUGCUGGUAAAUGAUUGCUGGAGACACUCGACCGAGGCGGGGCCAGAGCUCGGUUUGAACCCAAACAGGUGCCUCUACCCCCGCAGCACCCCCAGGUGUCCCACAGCUGGACCCAGCACCGUUCGUCACCCCUCGCCUCACCAACUGCUGGUAUUUUGGGUGAGGAAAGGGAAGACUCAAUUCUGCUGCCCGGACCUGAGCUGUGCAUGAGGCUUUGGCUAAGGGACCCCGUCCUGCGAUGCCCCAGGGUGCCUGAGGCCCGGCAGCCACGGGGAUGGAGCUGAAGGUCUGGGUGGAUGGGAUCCAGAGGGUCGUCUGCGGCGUCUCGGAGCAAACCACCUGCCAGGAGGUGGUCAUCGCCCUGGCGCGGGCCAUAGGUCAGACAGGCCGCUAUGUCUUGGUGCAGAAGCUCCGGGAGAAGGAGAGGCAGCUCCUCCCGCUCGAGUGCCCCUUGGAGUCGCUGGCCAAGUGUGGGCAGUAUGCCAACGAUGUGCAGUUCAUCCUGAGGCGGACGGGCCCCAGUGUGACCGAGCGACCAUCCUCAGAGGGUGCUCCUCAGGCUCCUGAGAGGACGUUCAUCCGGGCCAGCCUGCCCAUCAAACCCCGGGCCCUGAGCACGGACGUACCUCGGCCCCGGGAGCCGAGGAAAUCAAUGACCUUCAACUUGGGCCCCAUGGGCUCUGUCGACCCGUAUGCAAAGAGCCGCUGGAGGCAGCAUGCCUGGGAGGGGAUGGACUUGAAGGACGGUGGGGCUGGCCAGCCCUCCAAGGAGGAGCUGUUUAAGACAGUGCUGCGGCAGCAGGAGCAGCUACACUCCUUGGAGGCCCACGGGGACACGCUGGAGACAGACCUGCGGCUCUGGGAGCACGGCCGGGCCUCCAGCCAGGAGGAUGAGAUCCUCUACUUGGAGCACUUGGUGCGGAGGAAUGAUACGGAGCUGGGCGAGGAGGAGUUUUGGCAGAGCGAGCUGCGGCUGGAGAAGGAGUGUGAGCGGGAGAGGCAGGAGCGGGUGAGGAGCCUUCGGGCCAGCCUGGAGGAGUACACGCAGAGGAUCUAUGAGCUGAGCGCCCGCACGGAGGCCCUGCAGAAAGAGAUCCAGUGGGAGAUGGCCGAGAGGGCCAAGAGGGGCAAGGAGAUCCCUGUGCCGAGCCCCACGGACUUGGAGGACAUGGCUGCCAAAAUGAAAAGGGAUCUGGAGGCUAAGGUCAAGCAGGGCACGCAGCUGGAGAACAACCUGGCCAGCGUGGAGAAGGCCCUAGAAGAAGCUGAAAGGAGCCUGCAGGCCCAGAACCAAGAGCUGGAGGAGUUAAAUAAGGAGCUGAGGCAGUGUAAUUUGCAGCAGUUUAUUCAGCAGACGGGAGCCACGGUGACCGUCGGGCAGGCCAGGUCUGAGGAGGACGCCCAGCCGGAGCUGAGCCCACGCGAGCUGCCAGCCUGCCGGCGAAACGGAGGGUUUCCUCCCACCGGUGCCGAUUCGCCACCGUGUGCCAGCACCAAGCAGCUCCUCAGCCAUCCCCGGACCCUGCCAGAGCCCCUGGUGCCCAGCCUGAACCCUGAGGUGCUUUACAAACAGUGGAUGAAGCUCAUCUCCACUGAGAAGGCAGCCGUCUCUGGGAUGAAACAUGGCAGCUUUUUAAUAAUGCACAGCAGCAGCACGGAGCAUUUUAGGACAGGAAGAGAAGGAGAUGGCACUUGGCUGCAGAUAUGAGCAGCAUCUCCCUGAGGAAAGCCAGGAGCUGAGCAAAGACUGCUGCUCUCUGACCCUUUGGAUGUGCUCGCUCGCAGCCCGUUUUGGAGGUGCACGGCCUGUUUUGGAGGUGCCCAGUACGUCCGUGCCACCACAGUGGGUGCGAGACAGCAGUUGCUGGUGUCCUGUGGGAUUUUCCCCUUCCCGUGGCGAGGGGCAGUUGUGGGCAAAUGAAAUAUUAACGCUGGAGAGAAAGCUGUCAAGGGCAAUGCAGCAAGUGCCUGCUGCUGUCCAGCAGUUUGGUUGAGUGAUAUUUAAGGAUUAGAGUUUGCUUCAUUCGGAGACCGCUAGGAGCCGAGUCUCUGGUUACUACCUAAGGACAGCAGGGAGAUGUGAUUUCAGCCUUGUCUUUUUGGAACCAAGAUUUUCUUCUCUCUCUCUCUUUUUUUUUUUUUUUUUCUUUCUUUUUCCAUGAAUCACUGGAGUUGGAAAUGUAUGUUGGGAAAAAAUGUAUUGAACAAUACGUUUGCUUCGUGCAACUGCAUGAAGAAGUUUGUUCCCUGCGGUGUGAGCACUGAUUGCUUGCUUCUUGAACUUUUUGCUCUUGUUUUCUGGACUCUUGCUUUUAAAAUGAGGCUCCAAGAAGAGAAUCAGGGUGUGUUGGAGGCUGUGAAGAGCAUUUCAGUACCGCCUGGGGUAAAACUUGAAACCCUCGGUUCAGGAAAACUGCUUGCCUUUGGCAUAGCCAAGGGACUGUCCUCCCCACUGGGCAGCCAAUGCUGAGGUAGUUGGCCUCAAGUUCUCCCUGAAAUAUCCCUGAGAUUUUGAGAUGUGAGCUGAAGUCCUCAACGCACCCUGAAACACUGAUAUCUGUGAUUUGAACAAGUGGCAUCUUUCAUUUUGGGGCCCAUUUGUGGUUUUGCUCUGUGCAAAAUAAAGAGAAAAGGCUCAGCGCUGCGGGCACUUCCCACAGCAAAAGGGGGGGGGGAGGGGGGGGUGGAAAGCCACAGAACAAUAAUUCAAUGGCAGUGGAAUCUCUCAUUUUCGUCCUGCGCUACCACUUAACUGUGUGAGGGUUGGUGGUCUCUUAUAAUUCUAGAGAUGACUUAUUGUGGUUUUGGGUAUCCUUGGGGAGAGCGCUGUGCCCGUGUGCUAACACCCAUGUGCUAACCCCAUGUUUCAGCCACUGCUGCACACAUGUUUCUGCAGCCCCCAGAAACGUGCCGUGCUGCGGAUUUCUUCCUGCUUUUCCCACAACCCAUCACCUGGCAGCCUCAGAGCAGCGGGGUUUCUCAAGGUAACAAAUGACUGAUGGGCGAGUUCCGCCCUGGACCCCCACCUCCCAUCCCUGCUGUGUGGCUCAGCAGCGUGACCUAAAUUCAUCCUGGCACGAGGGGCCCCACGCGGCAGGGAUGUGGCGAUGUGCCGUGGCACCUUCUUGGUCCCUGGUCUGGCUGUGGCUUGUCCCACCCCGCUGCCCCUGGCCUCCACUUAAGGCCGCACGUGUUAUUUAACCGAUGCCCGCUGCAGCGCUCUGCCUUUCCGCUUUUAUCUGCUCUAAAGGCUGUGUCAAUAAUACAUUUCUGCCAUUGAAUAUUUUAUUGAUGAUUUGACUUUUCGCUGCUUGCAAUUCCCAUUUCAAGGCUGCAUGAUUGUUCCUAAUUAAAAUUUUAUGCCCUGGGAGAAGCCUUCUUGCUACAGUGGAGAUGAUGCUGUCCUUUUCUAGGCCACUACAGAGCGGUAGGAAGGAAUUACUCAUUGUCAUGAGAUUAAAACAAAGCAAAUAAAUUAUUUUUCCUUAAAAAACAA
Messenger RNA from Gallus gallus (chicken), 14607 nucleotides. RefSeq names its product Ras association domain family member 7 (gene RASSF7). NCBI's taxonomy places the organism in Eukaryota, Metazoa, Chordata, Aves, Galliformes, Phasianidae. Bases 11386 to 12819 code for a protein of 477 amino acids. The transcript is spliced from 8 exons. The record is from RefSeq and is a predicted model, not a curated record. Gene Ontology annotation, biological process: signal transduction.